AUGGCCACUGCCAAUGUCAAUGCCCUCUACAAAGGACUGGAUGGCCACGCAGGCAAGCUUCACUACUUGCAAUCUCAGAUGAGGGAAUACAAGCUCAACUGCAUCGCAAUCCAGGAAGCACGAACAGAUCAUGGAUUGUCUUGCAAUGGCAAUAUCCUGAGAUUCUGCACGGGCCACCGAGAUGGACAGUAUGGCAUUGAGCUCUGGUUCGACCUUGAGACUCCAUUUGCCGUCGAUCACAGAGGCAAAGAAUACAGGUUUGCAGCUUCGCACUUCCAAGUGGUCCAUUAUGAUCCGCAAAGACUCCUUGUUCGAUGUGAUGCAGAUCUCCUUUCAUUCUGGGUCCUUGCGUGCCACGCGCCGCACUCGGGCCAUCCAGGAGCUGUUAGAGAUGCAUGGUGGGCAACUACUACACACAUUCUGGAAGAAUAUCAUGACUCAGAUGCUUUGUUUGUCCUUGCAGAUGCCAACGCAGAGCCAGGUGCAUUUGAUGGUCGUACAGUCCUCAAGAAAGGCUUCCCAUCAUCUGCCAACACGCAAGCCUUUCGUGAGAUUCUCGACAUGUAUGAGCUCGUCCUGCCUGCCACCAGUGACAUCCACUAUGGCUCCAACAAUACUUGGACGCAUUGCAGUGGUCGCACUCAGCAUUGUAUUGAUCACAUUGCUGUUCCGCGCACAUGGCUGGGUCGAUGUACACAUUCGCAAGUGCUCGAUGAGUACGAUUUGGCCACCAUGCAUGAUGAUCACAAACCAGUUGCGCUUCAGAUGCAGUGGCAUGAAUGUCACGCUGCAUCAUCUACACAAGGGCGUCAACGACAAGGUUACAAGGCUGCCAGAUAUCAACAUCAUCCGGAAAUGCGCAACCAGAUUCUUGGCAUUUCGGAGCUUUGCUGGCACAACGAUGUAGAACAACAGACAGCCUACAUUACCAAGCACUUGCACGAUAUACUUGGUUCCACAUCCACACCAGGCAGCCUGUGCAAGAAAUUCUACAUCACAGAAAAAGCGUGGCAGAUCCGCACUGACAAGAUCCAGUACAAGAAAAAGAUCAAGGAGACGCAGCGUAUGCUCAAUCGUGAACUUCUUCAGUGCUGCUUUGGGGCUUGGACUCAACACUCCCAGCCACGAUCAGAGCACGUUGACCUUAUUGAGGCCUUUCAGUAUGGCAUCUCAUUGCGUUGCACGCUACUGGGCUUGGUUGCGAGACUUCGUUCAGCAGGGUUGCAAUUACGCCAAGAGCUCAUUGUCAACAAGAAGCAGGCGUUAGCGGCAUGUCUUGCUCAGCUACCACCAGAAGCAUCAGCCAAUGACUUCCUGAAACAAUUGAAGCCAUUCAUUGGACCUACCAAUCCAAAGAAGGCCAAGACAAAGACAAUGCCUGUGCUCAACAACGAACAUGGAGUACGAUGCCAACUCCCUUGUGAAGCGCAGGGUAUUUGGAUUGACUUUUUCCAGAACAUGGAGGCUGGUCAACGCAUGUCUCAUUCAGCGCUCAGAAGAACAUGGAUCUCCGAGCUCCAAGAGUUCCAACAAGCAGCGCUUGAUGUCGAGUUCAGUGAGCUCCCCAGUUUAUUGGACUUGGAGAAAGCGCUCAGACGUUUCGCCAGCGCCAACGACGACAGCAAGUCAUUGAUCUUCAUUGUCGAGCACUUCAUGCAUUCAAUCAUUUUCAACCGGGAAUUGCAGACGGUGAGCCCGUCCCCCAUGAAGCUGAAGGCUCACUUGCACUACUCAGUGAAGUGUCGCACUGUCUUGCAGAGUCGCAACAUUCACUUCCCGAUCAUUCCUGGCAGUGGCUCCGCCGAUGAUGCGUUGCGAACCAGUAGGCAUGACAGGUUGCUCCCUCCUUUGGUAUGCAUGGGGCCACAACAGCAAGCAACGAGAAGAAGACAGAAGCCUGACAUUGACGGCCAACUCUAUGAUUUUCUUGUUGAUGCCACUGCAGAUGCGACUGAUACCGAUCAAUACUAUCUCACCGUCAAGAACUUCGUUGGCGACUGCACUAUCUCCUGGACGAGAUUGCGGAGGACUCUGGACUUCUUUGCGGAGACCCUCAUGCCCGAGGAUGCGCAGGUCUUGCAUUUCGCUCCGGAGUGUGCUAUUCGUGUUCUGCGCAGACUUGCUACGGUAGAGGAAUGGCCUUUCUUGAGGUGUGAUAUCAGUGCACAGGUGGAGAAGUAUGACAUCAAGGAAUUGGAGAAGCGUUGCAACAACUUUUGCUGGGACCCAUCAGAACAAACAGAUGUGCCGGUCCACAAGCCUGUGGGUCGAUUUAGAAUUCAUCAGAGACGCUUGGCCGCAGCGGAAAGCUCCUUU
This is a messenger RNA of Cladocopium goreaui, 2316 nucleotides long. Lineage: Eukaryota; Dinophyceae; Suessiales; Symbiodiniaceae. The record is from the annotation of a GenBank genome assembly.